This is a messenger RNA of Sander lucioperca (pikeperch), 453 nucleotides long. Its product is annotated as coatomer subunit epsilon-like. The record is from RefSeq and is a predicted model, not a curated record. Gene Ontology annotation, cellular component: COPI vesicle coat. NCBI's taxonomy places the organism in Eukaryota, Metazoa, Chordata, Actinopteri, Perciformes, Percidae. Gene Ontology annotation, biological process: endoplasmic reticulum to Golgi vesicle-mediated transport; intra-Golgi vesicle-mediated transport; retrograde vesicle-mediated transport, Golgi to endoplasmic reticulum. The coding region runs from base 16 to 453 and encodes 145 amino acids. Gene Ontology annotation, molecular function: protein binding; structural molecule activity. The transcript is spliced from 4 exons.
UUUUUUAAAAAAAGCAUGUGUUGUUCACUUAUUAUUGACUUUUCAGCAUUAUCACCGCUGAACACUCAGAUUUCUUCUUGCCUACAUUUUAUUGCAUUCUGCUUGUUGUUCCAGGGUGGAGAGAAGCUGCAGGAUGCCUACUACAUUUUCCAGGAGAUGUCGGACAAGUACUCAUCUACACUGCUGCUCCUCAACGGGCAGGCAGCCUGUUACAUGGCUCAGAACAAGUGGGAGGAGGCUGAAGGAGUGCUACAGGAGGCACUUGACAAGGACAGCAGUCACUCUGAGACGUUGAUCAACCUCAUAGUGCUAACUCAGCACAUGGGCAAAGCUCCCGAGGUAACCAAUCGGUACCUCUCUCAGCUGAAAGAUGUGCACAGAGCCCACCCAUUUCUCAAAGACUACUUAGCCAAGGAGAAUGAGUUUGACAGACUAGUGAUGCAGUAUGCAUAG